Molecule: messenger RNA, 327 nt
Organism: Necator americanus (New World hookworm)
Lineage: Eukaryota; Metazoa; Nematoda; Chromadorea; Rhabditida; Ancylostomatidae
Exons: 1
Coding region: 1-327 (108 amino acids)
Source: RefSeq, a predicted model, not a curated record
AUGAAGGGAUGCUCAUCUGCCCUCAACAUUGCCAACAUACGCAGUCGACGAAGCAACCGAACCCGUCUGGAGGAAACAUUUCAACAGUUUCCUCAGCCGACAAGCCCCAUCACUGAACCCGAGCAUGCCCAAAGAACAAUGAACACCGUGGUCAGCGAAAAACCACCGACCGAAUCGGACAUUCUGGCCUGUAUUCAAAAAAUUUUAAAAAAUGGAAAACCUGAUGGAUAUGAUGGAAUAUGUGCAGGAACGCUAAAAUCAUUUCCUUCAUCUGCGAUCCGACAGAUGGCAAAGAUCAUCCGUUAUAACCGAGGAAUACCUGACUAG